Messenger RNA from Trematosphaeria pertusa, 1197 nucleotides. Its product is annotated as NADH-ubiquinone oxidoreductase-like protein 40 kDa subunit. Gene Ontology annotation, molecular function: protein-containing complex binding. Lineage: Eukaryota; Fungi; Ascomycota; Dothideomycetes; Pleosporales; Trematosphaeriaceae. Gene Ontology annotation, cellular component: mitochondrion. The transcript has 7 exons. The record is from RefSeq and is a predicted model, not a curated record. The coding region runs from base 1 to 1164 and encodes 387 amino acids.
AUGGCCUCGCCACUCCGCUGUGCUCGCCCUGGGGCGGCAUUGACGGCCCAGUUACCCUCCUCGAUGCGCGUGUCCAACCUCCCCGCGAUUUGCCGGCGUUAUCUAAAUCAGGAUGUUCGCAUAACGAGGACCGGGAAGCCUAUUCUGACCGUGUCGGGCGGGAGAUCUUCCCUUGGGGGUUACACCGCGACCGUCUUUGGAGCCACUGGUUUCUUGGGAAGAUACAUCGUGAACCGGCUAGCUCGAUCGGGAUGCACGGUAGUCGUUCCAUUCCGGGAAGAGAUGGCGAAGCGCCAUCUCAAGGUUGCUGGUGACCUGGGAAGAGUCGUAUUCUUGGAAUUCGAUCUUCGCAACACCGCAUCCAUUGAGGAGAGCGUUCGGCAUUCCGACAUCGUCUACAACUUGAUCGGGCGUGAUUACCCGACAAAGAACUUUGAUCUGGAGGACGUGCACGAGGAGGGCACAGAGCGCAUCGCUGAAGCCGUAGCGAAAUACGACAUCGACCGCUACGUCCACGUUUCAUCGCACAGCGCGAGCCUCGAUUCGGCCUCAGAAUUCUACCGGACCAAGGCCAAGGGUGAGCAAGUAGCCCGCAACAUUUACCCCGAAACCACCAUUGUCCGUCCGGCGCCCAUGUUCGGCUUUGAGGACCGCCUGCUUAAUAGGCUUGCCAACCCCUCCAACGUCAUCACCACCAACUGGAUGCAAGAAAGUUUCUGGCCCGUCCACGCGAUUGAUGUUGGCAUGGCGUUGGAGAGAAUGCUGCACGAUGAUACGACAGCCGCCGAGACCUUCGAGCUCUACGGUCCGACCAACUACACCAUGGCCGAGAUCAACGAGCUGGUUAGCAAGGAAAUUAUGAAGCAGAGGCGCCAUAUCAAUAUUCCGAAACGGUUAGCGGUUCCCCUAGCGAAAUACCUAAACAAAUUCCUGUGGUGGACGACGAUUUCUCCCGACCAAAUUGAGAGGGAGUUCAUCGACCAGACGUUCGAUCCAAAUGCGAAGACAUUCAAGGACUUGGACAUUGAGCCUGUGGAUCUUCGGAGCAUGACGUAUGAGUAUCUGAAAGGAUACCGUAGCGCCCAGUACUACGAUCUGCCGCCCAUGACCGAGCGCGAGAAGCGGGAGGAAAAGAAAUACUUGCAUGUCAUUGAUGACCAGUAGAGGCGCACGGGGACUAAAGCGGAAGAAAGCUGU